This is a messenger RNA of Oreochromis aureus, 1510 nucleotides long. It is a transcript of the gene hikeshi, whose product is annotated as heat shock protein nuclear import factor hikeshi. Gene Ontology annotation, cellular component: nucleus; cytosol. Gene Ontology annotation, biological process: protein import into nucleus. Lineage: Eukaryota; Metazoa; Chordata; Actinopteri; Cichliformes; Cichlidae. Gene Ontology annotation, molecular function: nuclear import signal receptor activity; Hsp70 protein binding. Bases 305 to 901 code for a protein of 198 amino acids. The transcript has a single exon. The record is from RefSeq and is a predicted model, not a curated record.
AUUAUUCCAAACCACUCGGUGGCGCCCAAGCGUCGAGUUUGCCACCGUCACAUGGAGAAGAAGAAGAAGAAGGAGCACAAGUGGGCAGGGCUAGCAUAACUGUAGAAGAAGUUUCUGGUAACGUUGGGAAUCAACGCUCAUGUUUGCUGUCUAACAAUUUUCUGUGUGUAACUGAGUGGCUCAGUAACCCGGCUGUUAGACGGUGGGAGCUGGAGUACUGACUCUAACCUGGAGCAGGCUAAGCCGAAGCUACAGGCUGUUUACUCUGGGCUACGGCUACGGCUAGGACUAACUGUAAGCAGUGAUGUUCGGGUGUUUGGUCGCAGGGAGGUUGGUGCAGACAGACGCGGUGCAGCUUUCCCCGGACAAGUUCGUCUUUAACCUGUCGGACUACGAGAAUGUGAACCAUGUGGUGGUAUUCAUGCUAGGUACCGUGCCGUUCCCUGCCGGCAUGGGCGGUGCCGUAUACUUCUCUUUCCCUGAUCCGGCGAGUGGCGGUCCCGUGUGGCAGCUACUCGGCUUCAUCACCAACGACAAGCCCAGUGCCAUCUUCAAGAUCUCUGGGCUGAAGGCUGGAGAGGGCGGGGCGCACCCCUUCGGUAUUAUGACCUCUUCUGCGUCUCCCUCCGUUGCUCAGGUCGGCGUGUCAGUGGAGGCUCUGGAGCAGCUGGCUCAGCAGAUCCCGGUGUCCAGCGCCGCGGUGUCCACCGUAGACACCUUCCUGCAGUUCACCCAAAAGAUGUUGGACAGUCUGUACAACUUUGCCUCUUCCUUCGCUGUGUCUCAGGCCCAGAUGCUGCCGAACCCCACAGAGACUUUUAUUCCUUCCAGCUGCAUCCUCAAGUGGUAUGAAAACUUUCAGAGGAGGAUGGCGCAGAAUCCGAAUUUCUGGAAAAACUGAGAACAUUUAAGACCAAAGAGCAAACCUGCUGAGGACAAUUUCCAGGGUGCCUACAGGUCAACAAAAUCAGUGUCGACCUUCAUCUCUGUCACAAUGCCUCUUCAGCUACAGAAAAACUGCUGCUCACAAUGACUCCAUCCCAUCUUUUAUCGGUCUGAACAAUAAAGCACUUGAAUUUAAAAGGAAAAGAUGGUUUUCAGCCACAUGUACUUCCUAGAUGACACAGUUAAAUUGAAUCCAUUCAGUUGGUUUUCAAUGUCUUAGUCUUGCUUAAUAGUUCCACCCCCCCAUGAGAGCAUUUAGUUGUUUCCUUAGGGCAUAGGGCAUUUCUUCAGUAUGGUCAAGAAGACAAGACAUGGUCAGAAAAAGGAAAUAAGGAAACAUUUGGAUUUUUGUAAAGUGCUAAAUGAAGAGGGAGACAUAAAAAUCAGAGGGAAAAGCAAAACAAAAAAGGCAGUAUUUUCCAAAGAGAUACAUAAAUUCAACAACAAAACUAAUUAAUUAACAAACAUGCUGAUUUUUAAUUAUCAUAAACUGUAUAAAAACUAAAAUGGGGCAAGCUUAAGAAUAAUUCAACCACAAACAGACUCUGUAACUGAAUUAUUAGUA